AUGGGCGAGUAUAUGAAAAAGUAUUUCUGUCCCAGACUGUUGGAUUAUAUUGUGAUUGUUGGCACUCGCAAUCCUAACCACAAUAACAAUGUGGCACAAACUCCAGAGUUACUCCGUCGGUACCCUGUGGAAGACCACAGUGACUUCCCACUACCUAAUGAUGUUAUCUUCUUCUGUCAGCCAGAGGGAUGCAUUAGCGAGGGGCCCAAGAGAACCAGUCUACGAGAGACAACCCCAUUUGUUUUUACUCUAACUGAAAAAGAUUCUGGGAUUGUACGUUAUGGAAUAUGUGUCAAUUUUUUCCGACCUUUCGAGCGAAAGACUCAUUCCAAUGAAAAAUCCAGGGAUCGCCUUGACUAUUCCACUGACCCUAACAAAUUGACUCCACAUCAUGCAGCUGACAGUGACCCACCACAAAGAUCACCAAGAACUCGGCGGCGACUCAAAACUGCUAGUCGUGUGAGAAACAACACACUUACAUCAUUGUGCAUUGUUAGCCACCACCCUUUCUUAUCUACAUUCAGGGAAUGUUUAUUUCUUUUACGGAAAUUGGUUGAUGCUUGUCAUGACAGAAGCUGUACAAGACGAAUUGGUGGAUCAAAAGGAUCAUCAAGAGACACAGUAUGGAGUGUAUUGACUGGGCAGUUUGCCGAUAGUAUUCCUAAUUUGGUUCUUCAUGAAAUCCGAGAACUGGAAACCUGGAUAUUACGUCUGUUGAGUGCUCCAGUACCAGUGCCUGCAAAAACAAGAGUAGAGGUACAAGUACUUCCUAAGGAUCUGCAGCCCCCUCUUCUCUUUGCCUUACCUGAUCACACCAGGUUUUCUUUGGUAGACUUCCCUCUUCAUCUCCCUUUAGAAUUGCUAGGUGUGGAGACCUGUCUAAAAGUGCUAACUUGCAUCCUACUUGAACAUAAGAUUGUGCUGCAGUCCCGAGAUUACAAUGCUCUCUCAAUGAGUGUAAUGGCAUUUGUCUCAAUGUUGUAUCCUCUGGAAUACAUGUUCCCUGUAAUUCCUCUACUUCCCACAUGCAUGAGUUGUGCAGAACAGUUACUUCUGGUACCAACUCCCUAUAUCAUUGGGGUACCCUCCAGCUUCUUCCUAUACAAAGUCGGAUUCCACAUGCCAGAUGAUGUCUGGCUUGUAGACUUAGACUCAAAUAAGAUACAAGCACCACCAGGAGCUGAAGAACUACCUGCACUCCCAGAACCAGAAGGCAGUAAAUUGAAAAACCAUCUCAAACAAGCUCUUGCAAGCAUGAGUAUGACCCCACAACCAAUCAAAAAUCUUGAUGCUCUUGCCCAAAGCCCAGAAUUAUUAAAACGUCGUGAGAGUUUUGGUUCUAAUACAGGCUUCAACCCACUCAUUUAUGGCAAUGAUGUUGACUCAGUGGAUGUGGCAACUCGAGUUGCUAUGGUCCGCUUUUUCAACUCUCCAAAUAUCCUUGGAAACUUCAGUGAACACACUCGGACACUUCGACUUUAUCCUCGACCUGUAGUUGCUUUCCAGCUUCACAGCUUCUUCAAGUCUCGUCCUAUAAAAACAGCUUUCACAGCAAAACUUGCUAGGACUCAAGCUGUUGAAUAUUAUGCAGAAUGGUCACUGUGCCCAAGCAAUGUGGUGUUUCUGCGUGUUCAGACUGCAGUGUAUGAUCCAUCUUUAAUUGGAGACAAGCCCAAAUGGUAUGCACAUCAAUUGCAGCCCGUAGAGUUCAAAGUUUAUGAUAAUAAUUCCUCUCUUGGAGCAGCCCUUACCUCAGCACUGGAGACCCAUAGUGAUGAGAAUCCAACUGAUGAGAGCGGAAGUGACAGUGAUGGAGCAGACAGCACUAGUUCUUCAUAUUCCUCUUUGAGUGACUUUGUAACUGACAUGGUUAACAGUGAAAUUGAUGGCGAUACUCCAAUCUUUGUACCAGAGAACCAAAUUCUGGCUGUUGAUCAUUCAAAGAUAUUCACACCUCCGAGCAAACUGCAUGUGCCAGAAACAACUGUUGCUGCAAGUGAAUCAACUUCAGCCACAGCUGAAAGUGAUGCAGAUUCCUCAGCUUCAUCCAGUCCUACUUACAGUCAGGAUGUUCCGCCAUCUUUUGCUGUAGACCAGAAAGGAUCUGUACCAGAUUACUUCCAAUUUGAUUCUGGAAAUACAUCAAAACACUCAAGCAGCAGCAGCUUUACAGGAACUAUGGCUGCAACCAGUGUUAAUAGCCCGAGCUCAGCCCAAACUCCACCGUCACAGGUGUCGUCUGUGGGAAGCCCUCAGGUGCCUGUCUCCCCUGCACUGAAACGAGAUGGCAGUGAAAAGAAAAUCAAGCCAUACUCACUACCCCUCUCUGACCGAGCACAUUCGACAGAUUCACCAGGACCCCCUCCUCGCCCUACUACUCAGCCUGGUCAGGGACCUGGUCAAAGACAUGGUCUGGGUACUAUUCCAAGUGCUCCAAAAAGGCCUCCAAAACUCAAACCACUGAAUUUAAGUUUAUCAUCUGAGCAAUUUUCAGAAUCUUCAGACAAGUCUCCAACAGCCUCAUCAAUAAUGUCCACAAUCAGCAGUGAAUUAAGUGGAAUUGCCCAGACCACCAGCAGUACCCUAUCUGGCCUACUUGGAAAUAAUCGAUCUGUUAUGCCAAAUCUUCAAGGUAGACCUCAAGCUAAGCCAUUUGCACCGCUAGGUAACCGACGAGCUCUUGUCGAAAAAUCAGGUUUAGUAAAACAUACGACUAACCGGCGACCUCGUGAAAUGACCCGACAACAAUCUACAGAAUCCCGCCCCAAUUCUAAUAGUGAAAACCAAGCCUUCCUGAAAGAAAUUAUAAAUUCAGUCCUUGAAGGACAUGGGGUCAGUUGGUUGAAGAUUAGUCGUCUGAAAAAACUGAUGGAAGAUGAGAACUAUCGUAACUUUGUGGUCAGUCGACUCAACAAAAACCUUGAUAAAAAGUUGACUGAUGAUAACCAACAUAUCGAAGAUGUGUGUGUUAAUCGUCAGGUUUUCAAGGGUAUGUUGACAACACUGAAAGCAAUGGUGCACGGCCUUGAAUAUACUUAUCAAAAUCAUGGUCUGGGCGGCAUGGCUAGUGCAUUUAUGGUGCUUGAAAUAUUGCAUACACAUUAUUGGAUUAAGGAAGUUGGUAAUAACAGCAAUAAGAGUGAGGCUAGUGUCACUCCAGAGAUCUCAUCGCCUUAUGGAAGUAGAGAAAGCCUUUCAUCGAAAGGUGAGGACUCACCCCAAAAUCCUGAGGCCCGAAGCUUGCAUGAGGAGCACAUGGUGGCUGCCCUUGGAUCUCCUGUUAUAAUCAAUGGAGAAGAAUUUGAAAAUAUUGAAAUUCCUUCAACCAGUGAAAAUCUUCCUGAAGAGGAAUUUCCUUCAAAUAUUGACACCCAGGAUGCUGAGGACCGAACAGCCAAGUGGAUUGGGCACACCACAGAAGAGGAGAAGCCCCAAAGUGCCGAUCAAGCAAGUCUGAUCAGUUCAGCUUCUGACAGUGUCAAGUCUUGUGAUAUUAUAGUCACUGGAGCAGAACCUGAAAAACGUGCAUCAGAUAAGGACAGUGACAUGCUGCAUGAUCUGGUGCGCAAUAAGGAUCUACUUAAAGCUCGCAAGAAAACUAAGGGGAAUAGCAUGGAUUCUGAAGUAUCUGAAGGCAGCACUCUGGUAAGCAGCAGUUCUGACAAUCCACCAGAAGAGGACUGGCACAAGAAGCCCAAACCAAAUCAUCAUUUGGUCCGCAAUACAAUGUCAGAUAGUGAGAUGGAGCUUUCUGGGAUGGUGAAUUAUCACAGAAGGAGUCGAUCUUCAAGUAUCUGGAGCAAUAAGAGUAACUUGAGUGCAGGAUUUCGAUACCAUGAUGGUAAAAUGAUUAAUACCUCCCCAUUACCCAGCCCAGAGACAGGAAAAACAUACCUUUUUGAAGGAGUCAUUGGCAAAGAUAGAAGUCGCUUAUGGGACUAUAUGCAGUUUUGGGAAGACAUGUUUUUAGAUGCAGUUGCCCAAGAAAGAGACAUCAUUGGAAUGGACCAAGGGCCAGGUGAAAUGAUGGAAAGAUACAAUUCUCUUGGAGAUCCAGAGAAGAAACGUUUGGAGCAUGAUGAAGACAAGCUGCUUUCUGUGAUGUUAUACAAUCAUGUUGCAUUCAUGGUUAUGAUGGAUGUAAAGAAGAUUGAAAUCAAGAAAAAGAUUCGUCGUUUGCUUGGCAAAUCUCAUAUUGGCCUUCAUUACAGCCAAGACGUUAAUAAUCUGCUGGAUGAAAUCAGCAAACUUAAUGGUAAUGAUAUUGAUCUCAAACCCAUGGGAAGUCGUUUAAUGCAAAAACAGUCAUUUACAGUUCAUUGGGGAAGUGACAACACUGGAGACAUGUUAUUCAUGGAGGUGUGUGAUGAUUGCAUAAUUUUACGAAGUGUCACUGGAGCCAUAUGUGAUCGAUGGUGGUAUGAAAAACUGGUGAACAUGACGUAUUGCCCUAAAACUAAAGUUCUGUGUCUCUGGCGUAAAUGUGGAGAGCGGGUUCAACUAAACCAGUUCUAUACAAAAAAAUGUCGAGAACUUUACUUCUGUGUGAAAGAGACAAUGGAUAAGGCAGCAGCACGAAACAAUGGCAAAGUACCAGGUCCUGAUUUAGGAGGUGAAUUCCCUGUACAAGAUCUCAGAUCUGGCCAAGGAGGACUACUCCAAGUGUGUAUGGAAGGUAUAGGACUUCUCCUGGCCAAUAGCAAGUUCUUUAUUGAGAUAAGUCGUGUCAAGAAAUGUUUCACGCAGAAAGGAGGCAUUUUUGUGAUUGAGGAGUUUGAUCCCAAAACUCGGCAAGUGAUUCCCCAUAAGUUCAAGUCCAGCAUGGCCAAUGAGAUGGUGCUGAUGCUCCACCGUAUUUUUGCCAGAAAUGUGGCAUUACACUCAAAUUCAAAGAAAUUCAACAGUCAUUCCAAGAGUAGGCAGCAAUUCUGUACUAUACUUGAACAGCUACUUACUCACUCACUCACCAGCUUUCUACCAUUUACGAAUCUCUGCUCUGUUUUGACAAACACUUGCAAACUUGAUAAAUUGAUUUUUUUUCUUUUCCUUUGA
Molecule: messenger RNA, 5052 nt
Organism: Acanthosepion pharaonis
Lineage: Eukaryota; Metazoa; Mollusca; Cephalopoda; Sepiida; Sepiidae
Source: the annotation of a GenBank genome assembly